AUGUCUACCACAGCAGCCAACUUCAUCCUUUCCAACAUCCUCGGUCUCGGCCUGGUCACCAUCACGUCGCCCACAAGCCCCGUCAUCCUGCUCCUAGUCGCCGAGAAGGGCCCCUUCAUCACAUACGAGUAUCUCCUGUCGGCGGUAGACCUGACGCUCGCCCUCGUCAUCAGCUUCCUCGUCCUAUGCAACCUCGAGCACAAGUGGAUCGCAAAGAACUACUCGUUCCCAUACGCCUUCCACCCCGUACGCAACCUCGGUGCCAAGGCGCUCCAAUUCCAGCUCGUCCUCUUCGAAGUCUACCACCUCCAUUUGUUUUCGCGCAUCACCCACAUCCUCACUCUACUCGUCGAAGAAGCCGCCUGGCUGUUCCUCAUCCAAGGAACCUUUGGCGCCGUCGGCCUAGCCACCGCCAACGCCCUUCUCGCCUUGCAGGCAUUCAGCUACGGCGACGCCCUGCUCGGCGCGGCCAUCACCGCUCUGAAUCUGGCCGUUUCUCUCGCCGCGGCCAUCGGGUUCCAAGGGGUCGCGGACGGCGGCGGUGCCCUCGGCGGCAUCAAGAUCGGGCUCGUUUUGUGCGCGGCCCUGAGGACCGCGUCGCAUGUCGCGGAGCCGCUGCCGCCCGCGUACAAUGAGAGCAGUAAGUCGUUUGAGCGUAGUUUCGGGGUGAGCGGCUUCGAGUUUCUCUUUUCCAACACGCUGUUUGCCUUUUGGCUCUUUUGCUACGGGGUCAUUCAGGAGAUGGGCGCCGGCAUGCCGGGCCGCCUGUUUAAUAUUGCCGUGGCCGAGGUCAUGUACUCGGCGGGGUAUCAGGGGAAGUCUGCGUGGGAUGUCGUCGUGGCCAAGGGGUGGGCUUGCGAAAUCGUCAAGAGAGGCUGGGAGGCGUAUCCCAUGUCGCAGGAGUUGCUUGCCUGGGUUGCGGUGCGUGAUGACAGCGGAUACCCGAUACUCUAG
Molecule: messenger RNA, 954 nt
Organism: Metarhizium brunneum ARSEF 3297
Lineage: Eukaryota; Fungi; Ascomycota; Sordariomycetes; Hypocreales; Clavicipitaceae
Source: RefSeq, a predicted model, not a curated record